GGGGCUGUUUUUGUGCAGACUUUUAACGUAAAUAAAUAACUUAGUGUAAAUUACUGCUGUUGUCAUUUUAGGUGAUGUGUUUCUGAGCUAGCCUGCCUAUUAGAGUGUAAAUUACUAGCCUACUGGUUGUGUUUUAAGUUUACAGUGUGCUGUCAAUGUGGAGCUAGGGUGUAUUUUAUUUAAUCAAGUUAACUUACUUAACUUUUUCAAUUACCUAUUGUUUUGGGACACUUCUCUGAUAAAAACGUUACUUAGUAAGCCUAGGCCUAAGUUAGGCUAGGCCUAAUUGAAUUUUGGAUUCAGCAUUAAAUACCCUAAGGAUUUUGGUUGCGGUGUGCUUAUUUUUGUAGCUUACCUAUCUAUAGAGUAAGUCAAUGUUUGUUUAGGGUUCUCAAUAUCUCAUUCUGAGCUAUCGACACAGUCACAAUGGCUCCUUGUUUCACUUGUGAGUUGUGCGAUAAAGCAUUCAACUCAAAUUGUAAUCUGAAAAGACACUAUAAGAAUGUACAUCUGGGAUAUGAGCCAAGUAAGCUUGUCCAAUCCUCCCUCUCUCUCACAUGUGGACUUUGCAGAAACACUCUUAGGAGUAAUGUUGAGUUUGAAAGUCAUCUAAAUACUCAUCAUGCAAUAGUUUUGAAUGUAAUUGAAGUUGAUUUCAAUAACGUGAGCGAAUUUGAAAAAUGGAAAAGUAGUGUUGAGGGGGAACAAAAUUGUCUAUUUGUUAAACAUACGGGAAAGCGGAAAAAUAAUGAUGGUUCUGCAUCCAUUGUUUACUAUUGUAAUCGAUCAGGUAAUUUCAAAGGUCAAUCUUCACCUUCUAAAAGGAAAAGACAUUUAAAAAUCCAAGGGUCCUGUAAAAUUAAUGCCUACUGUCCAGCAAAGAUCUCAGCUAAAUUUGAAAGUAAUGGAAUAAUCAAGGUCAGAUUUUGUAAGACACAUGUUGGCCAUGAGGCAGAAUUAGCCCACAUUCCUUUGUCAGAGAUUGAAAGGAGGGAAUUGGCAUCAAAAAUUGCUCAAAAGGUUCCCUUUGACACUAUUCUUGAAAAUGUUCAAAAGUCAUUAUGUGGUGAAAUUAAAAGAAGACAUCUUUUGACGAAACAAGAUCUACGUAACAUCGCAAAAGAGUAUUCAUUAGACAGUGAGUGCAUUCUUCAUUAUGAUGAUUCGUUGAGUAUUGAUUCUUGGGUGGAACAGGUCCGUAGCAGUGAUGAUGACUGUGUUUUGAUCUACAAGCCAAAGGGAGAUGAUUCCCCAGACUAUCCCCAAUUACAGUCACAGGAUUUUAUUCUAGGCAUUAUGACGAAAGCACAGGAAGAGAUGCUAAAAAAGUACGGUGGUGAUGUCAUUUGUAUGGACUCAACACAUGGAACUAACGCCUACAAUUACGAAAUGACCACAUUGUUAGUUUUAGAUGACAUGCGCCAAGGAUUCCCAUGUGCCUUUUACUUUUCAAAUAGAAAUGAUCAUGUUGGUAUCAAAAUUUUUCUGCAAUCGAUUAAAAAUAGAAUAGGCUGCAUCAACACUAAGAUAUUGAUGGCAGAUAUGGCAGCUGUCUUCUAUAAUUCUUGGAAAUCAGUAAUGGGUGAUGUUGAAAAACGACUUUUUUGCACUUGGCAUGUUCAACGAGCUUGGCAAAAAAAAGUUAAUCACAUCAAAAAUGAAGGAAAAAGAAGGAAAGUCAACAAAAUGAUGUUUACUCUCUUGUAUGAGAUUGAUGAGAGGGCAUUUGAAAGUAUUUUACCUGUUUUUCUAGAUGAUCUUUGUGCCGAUACUGACACUGCUGUCUUUGGAAAAUAUGUUGCAGACAAUUAUGUAGAAAAUCGUAUGUCAUGGGCAUAUUGUUACCGUAAGAAUGCUGGGAUCUAUACGAACAUGCAUUUGGAAAGGCUCCACGGGAUUUUCAAACAUUUUUACUCACGGGGUGAAACGGCAAAAAGGCUCGACUUGACUGUACAUGCGUUGAUGAGAUUUAUUAAUCAAAAACUUUUUGACCGCAUUGUUGUUCUCCACAAAGGGAAACUUACAAGCAAGUUGAGAAACAUCAGGGACAGACACAAGAAAUGUCUUAGCUUAAGUUCUGACUGUGUGCUGCAAUCAUCAAAUGAUUCCUGGGCAGUAUUUUCUUCUGUUAAUAUGUACACUGUUACAGAAAAUGUCAAAUCAUGUAGUUGUUCUCUAAAAUGUGUGUACUGCAAAGUAUGCAUUCAUAAGUUCAGUUGCACAUGUUCAGAUGCAUGUAUACAGUGGAACAUGUGCAAACACAUUCAUCUAGUUUGUCAAACACUAAAGAAUCGUUUAGAAAGUCAUCCUGUUCUUGAUCCACAUGUAAAUGAUGAUGAAAAGACUGUAAUUGUGUCAGCUGUCAGCAAAAGUGAAGAAACAACCUUAGAUUUAGAAAGUGCAAAACAAGAAGUCAGUUGUCAGUUUUCACAUAUCAUUAACGAAAUCAGUUCAUUUGAGCAGCUUGAAAUAAUAAAAAAAAAUCUUAAAUCGUUGCAACCACAGAUUGAUGCUGUUAGAGAAGGAGAACAAUUAUAUUGAUUAUAAUUCCUUUAUAAGGAUUAUUGAUUAUAAGGAAUUAUAGGAAGUGGAAAAUUGUCUGUUUGAUACUGAUGAGACUGUUACCUGAAGAUAAUGACCGGACAGUGGGACCUGUUGAUAGUGAGGGACACGAUAGCGAGGCUGAAGAAUCAUUUAAUUCUUUAAUACAAGAAGAGAGAAACAAGAAGUUUUUGAGUGUAGAACUUUUCAAUACUAGUGUAAACAUAACUUAUGUCUCAAAUUAACCCAUUGGCCUACCGUGGCGGAUGCAGCCAGGGGGCCCCCUCUCCUUGGACAUAAAUGUUUAACUAUCGGGUAGGCCUAACACGUGUAAACUUGGGCCUGGCUUACACUCUUACCUAAAUAUUACAGUGCAGUCCGGCUAAUCCGAACUAAUUGGGACCGAACCCCGUUCGGAUUAGCUGAUUGUUCGGAUUAGCCGAAAUAAUGUAAAUAAUCAAGAAGGAAGCAAUUUUAUGCGGUCGUAGUGUCGUAAUAUGAACGAGCCAUACACAAAAACCAAUAUUAAUAUUCCAUUUACUACAACAAAAUUAAAAAACAA
Molecule: messenger RNA, 3103 nt
Organism: Macrosteles quadrilineatus (aster leafhopper)
Lineage: Eukaryota; Metazoa; Arthropoda; Insecta; Hemiptera; Cicadellidae
Exons: 2
Coding region: 427-2541 (704 amino acids)
Molecular function (GO): zinc ion binding
Source: RefSeq, a predicted model, not a curated record